Messenger RNA from Trematosphaeria pertusa, 964 nucleotides. Its product is annotated as cytochrome b5. Bases 111 to 518 code for a protein of 135 amino acids. Gene Ontology annotation, cellular component: intracellular membrane-bounded organelle; endoplasmic reticulum membrane. NCBI's taxonomy places the organism in Eukaryota, Fungi, Ascomycota, Dothideomycetes, Pleosporales, Trematosphaeriaceae. The transcript has 4 exons. The record is from RefSeq and is a predicted model, not a curated record. Gene Ontology annotation, biological process: sterol biosynthetic process. Gene Ontology annotation, molecular function: heme binding.
UGCUUGCUCUCCUUCACCUCGCCUACCUACGUACACCUCCGACUACCCACCCUCCUUCCCGCGUGCGUGCGAUCGGCGUUGCGGUGCUACUGUUUAGCAAAAGACACACAAUGGCCGACAAGGACUUCACGUACUCGGACGUGUCGGAGCACGCGACGAAGAAGGAUCUGUUCGUCGUCAUCCACGAUAAGGUGUACAAUGCGUCGAGUUUUAUCGACGAGCAUCCGGGAGGCGAGGAAGUGCUCCUCGACGUAGGCGGGCAGGACGCAACGGAAGCCUUCGAGGACGUCGGCCACAGCGACGAGGCGCGCGAGAUCCUCGAGGGUCUGCUUGUGGGCAAGCUGAAGCGAAAGGAAGGCGACCCCCAGCCCAAGACAUACUCGGCGGCGGGCUCCUCGACCGCGACUACCGACGGCGCGUCCGCUGGCGUCGGCCUCUACGCCAUCAUCCUCAUCGGCGGCAUCCUCGCCUUCGGCGCCUACAAGUACCUGCAGAGCCAGCAGGAGGGGGGCCAGUGAGAUGGGAUGUCGUGAGAGGGUGGAUCGUCAGGUCAGGUUAGGAUGGGUUGGCAUACACAGUAUAAUGGUACGGUGGAGGGAGAACCACAUUCCAGCAGCCUUGCAAGCCAAUAUCGAAAGGCGAGCGGAGGUGGAGAGCAUAGGGAAAUGACAAGGCAUCAUGUGGACGAUGAUGGAUCAUUGCAGCCGAUGUCCUCUUUUCUUCCUCUUCUUCUUCGAGGACAUUGGCUAGAGAUUUGGAGUUUCAUCUAGUACAUGGCCAUACUUGCGCCCCGGCAUCUUUGCUGCGGUCAUUUGCCCUUAUUUACUACCUUGCAAUAGACCGACGACCCACCAUUUGCACAGUAUUUUCCCUGCACUCGAGGGUACCUCGGCCGAGCUCCUUCGCACGAACACAGCCACGCCAAGACUCAUACCGACCGGCACAAACAUGUCCCACCUACAAA